Molecule: messenger RNA, 1999 nt
Organism: Vitis vinifera (wine grape)
Lineage: Eukaryota; Viridiplantae; Streptophyta; Magnoliopsida; Vitales; Vitaceae
Exons: 16
Coding region: 71-1789 (572 amino acids)
Biological process (GO): peptidyl-lysine monomethylation
Molecular function (GO): protein-lysine N-methyltransferase activity
Source: RefSeq, a predicted model, not a curated record
CGUUUCAGUGCUAGGGCCGUGUUCUCUCUCAAGCAGGCUUCAAUUGCAUAACUAUUGAAGCUCUCUCCCCAUGCCAUUGAAUUCUGCAGCAAUGGCGAGUACAGAAGAAGCCAAGCUCCAACACUUCCUUCAAUGGCUACAGUUGAAUAGAGUUGAAUUGCGUGGUUGCGAGAUCAAGUACUGUGAUUCCAACAAAGGGUUUGGUAUAUUUUACGCGAAUGACGCUUCAGAUGGGAUUCCACUUGUGGUUCCGCUAGAUUUAGCCAUAACUCCAAUGAGGGUGCUGCAAGACCCAUUUUUGGGACCAGAGUGUAGAGCAAUGUUUGAAGAAGGAGAAGUGGAUGACAGGUUAUUGAUGAUAUUGUUUCUAACUGUGGAGCGCCUCCGUAAGAAUUCUUCUUGGAAACCGUAUCUCGAUAUGCUUCCAACCACUUUUGGGACUCCACUUUGGUUUAUUGAUGAUGAGUUCAUCGAGCUGAAGGGUACAUCGGUACAUCGGGCAACUGAAUUGCAGAAGAAGCAGUUGCAGUCUCUAUAUGAUGAUAAAGUGAAGGAUUUGGUGAAAAAACUUCUAAUUCUUGACGGGGAUUCAAAAGGCGAGGUGCAUUUUGAAGAUUUUCUCUGGGCAAAUUCCAUAUUCUGGACACGUGCUUUGAACAUUCCUCUUCCACGCUCGUAUGUAUUUCCCCAAAUCCAAGAAGAGCAAAAUAGUUGCAUUCCAAACAUUAUUAAAGAUUCUGGAGCUUUCACUGAUCAAAUUUCUAGUGGAAACUUGGUUAGUGGGAUGGAUGAGAAAAGCACUGAUGUUCAUGGGUUUGAAAGCCAAGUCAACAGAGGGACUUCCUCUUCAAUGCAAGAAGAAAUCCUCUGGGUUGAGGGUCUUGUCCCUGGCAUUGAUUUUUGUAACCAUGAUUUGAAGGCAGCAGCAACUUGGGAAGUUGACAACACAGGAUUGAAAACUGGAGUUCCUUUAUCUAUGUACCUUCUCUCUGUUGAACAAAGUCCGUGCCACAUGCAGAAAGAGAUAUCCAUUAGUUAUGGCAACAAAGGAAAUGAGGAGUUACUGUACCUGUAUGGAUUUGUCAUUGAUAAUAAUCCAGAUGACUAUCUCAUGGUCCAUUAUCCAAUGGAGUUAUUUAAGAAUGUCCCUUUUUCUGAAUCCAAAGGACAGCUUCUUGAAGCACAGAAGGCUGAAAUGAGGUGUCUUUUACAUAAAACUCUGCUAGAUCGUGGGUUUUUUCCAGCGAGCACCCUAAAAAAUGAACAGAAUGGUAAGUCCACAGAUCAUCAGGUCUGCAACUAUAGUUGGAGUGGUCAACGCAAGACACCUUCUUACUUAAAUAAGCUGGUCUUUCCUGAGGCCUUCUUAACUGCCUUGAGGACAAUAUCCAUGGAGGAAGAUGAGCUUUCUAGGGUCUCAUCACUGCUGGAAGAGCUUGCUGAAUCUGGAGGAAGGCAACCAUUGGAUUCAGAAACUCGAGCAGCAGUAUGGGAGGCUUGUGGAGAUUCAGGGGCUUUACAAGUGCUUGUUGAUCUUCUUAAUGUGAAGAUGAUGGAUCUUGAAGAGGGUUCUGGAACUGAGGACAAUGAUACUGAACUACUUGAGAAGGCCCUCAUGACUGAAAUUCCAGAACAGCACACAAGUGGGACAGAUAGCUGCAUUCCACACAAGAUGAGCAGAAACAGAUGGUCAAGUAUAGUAUACAGACGAGGGCAAAAGCAACUGACCCGUCUUUUCCUCAAGGAAGCUGAGCAUGCCUUGCAAUUAUCGUUGAGCGAAGGCAACUGAGCAUCAGUUGAUGCCCCUAUUUUGUUUCAGAUUUUGUGGUAGGAUGAUGUAUUCUUUGAAAACCAUCCCUUGUUUAAUGUCAUCUCUUCAAGGGUGCUUUUCAAACUCUUUUCUUCCCUCAUUUGGAAUUACAUGAGGCAAAAACAAACAUUCUUUAUCACCAGUUUGGAUCUGAAAAAUAAAACCCAUGGCCAGUCUACUAUUCUAGCA